UGUUGUUCACAGAAGGGGUAUAAAAAAAGUAACAGGGGUAUUUUGCAAUCCUUGGACUUGCCUUGAGAUUGUUUUUCUUGUAGGGUUUGGUUUGACGGAGUGAACGACUUUGGCGUCGGGGAAUACACCUGCUCGCUAGAUUUUGUGUUUAGAGCUCAAGUGUGAAGAUGUGAGCCAUCUGUUGGCUGCUUUAGAGAUUGUCCUUAAGCAGGAAUUGGCUUAAACUAGCCGAGUUUGUGGGUGACAGAAUUGCCUGGGUGGGAAUUGUGUGCUGUGUCUCCUGGAUACUCUCGGUGUAGAAACUCUCUGUCAGUCUAGCAGGUGACUGAUAUGCGGGGCGGUUCAAGGGGUGGGGGUUUGAUUGCUCUGCCGGGAUCAGGAGGGGAGGACUCUUUUUCUUGAAUGACAGCGCUGCUCUACUAUAGUAAUUACGAGGAGUUCAACCACAGGUUUGUGUGUGCGGGAAAAUGAUUUUGAUAGGCUCUCCAUGAAUAUAGUUGCAGCAGAAGAUUGUUGCUCCUGUCUUCAAGUGUGAUCUUUGUAGAAGAGAUGGAAUACGAUGGGGUAUCCAGGCCGGUCACUUCAGACCAAUCAGUGUCGGAGACUUCGCAUCUACUGGAUUUGCAUACUGGACCGAAUUAUCAUAGCGAUGAGGUUGCUAACCACAAAAAUAUUACAGUCGAAGAAGCCAUUGAGACUAUUGUUCGUCGGGGGAUUUAUUUUCCAGGAUUCGGCAAGUUUCAGUUGGGGAUUCUGACGUAUACCGGCCUUGCAUGGUUAGCAGACGCUGCGGAGAUGAUUUUGUUGUCUUUCAUUGGUCCCUCGGCAAAAUGCGAAUGGGGGCUGUCAUCAUUCGAAGAGGGGGCCAUUACGAGUGCAGUGUUUGCCGGAAUCUUUGUGGGUGCAUAUGUUUGGGGAUUAGUGUCUGACAUGAAAGGACGCAGACUUGGUUUUAUGGCAACAGCUCUUUUCACUUUUUUCUUCGGUUUACUGAGUGCCUGGUCUCCAACUUAUUUAUCUCUUCUCCUGGCUCGGACUCUCGUUGGUUUUGGGCUUGGCGGUUCAUCAGUAGUAUUCUCCUUGUGCAUGGAGUUCUUGCCAGCUUCCUCUAGAGGCUUCUGGCUUGUUUUCAUGGAGAUCUUGUGGACGGUGGGAUCUGUAUCAUCAGCCCUCUUGGCUUGGCUUAUUUUACCCCAUCAUAGUUGGAGGAUAUUAGUAGCAGUUUCUGCCUUGCCAUUCCUGGUGUUGCUUGUUUUCUACUCAUGGGUUCCUGAGUCUCCUCGAUACUUGAUGGUGAAAGGGGACGUGGAGGGAGCACGGAAGGUUUUAAGACAGGUUGCAUAUAUCAAUGGAGCACCUGUGCCGACUGGCAACCUCUCACUUGCUAAGUUACCACGUCAAAUCGUUUGUGACCGGGCGGUCGUAAAAAUAAAUACUCCGAGUGGCCGUCGUGAUGAGACUCCUCGCCAGAUGGACCAAGGUGGAAUUAAAGGAGCGUUCUCCAUUUUCCUGCAAUUGUUUUCUCCUGAGCUGAAGCUAACCACAAUACUUUUAUGGUCAUUCUUUUUCGCCAAUGCUUUCACCUACUAUGGGCUAGUGCUCUUGACUACCGAGCUACCUGUCAAGUCUCACGACAAGCUCCUCCUCACGGAGACUAAGUGCAUGCCGGAUGGUAGGCCAGGCACGGACGUUUCAAGUUACAAAGCAGUUCUAAUCACAUCUCUGGCGGAGCUCCCAGGAUUGUUAGUGGCUUGCCUGAUAGUCGAACGCUAUGGCCGGAAGGCCAGCCUGGGAGCUCUUCUCCUUGGUACCAGCCUCUUUGUAGCUCCGCUUUGGAAACCUCUUUCGGAGAUGGCUACCACCUCGCUCAUGUUUGGAGCCCGGAGCUGUAUCAUGGGAGCAUUCUCUAUCUUGUGGGCUUAUGCUCCGGAGUUAUACCCGACCAAGCUGAGAUCCUCUGGCCUGGGUUUUAGUAAUUCCGCUGGUCGCAUUGGCGGUUUCCUGUGCCCCUUUGUUGCAAUAGAAAUGAUGAAAAAUGGUCAUAGGGUACUUUCGGUGCUGCUUUUUGUUGCGGUUCCUUUAAUCGCAAGCAUGGCCACUUUGCUAUUUCCAAUCGAAACCAAGGGAAUACGACUAGCUGAUGACAUACAAUCAGAUUGAAGAUCGUCUGAGGGCGAUUGAUUUUAUUGCUGUUGGUUGAAUGCAUUGUGAACCGAAUUUUGCAUUACAACCGAGGUUGAGGCAGCUUUUGAUUUGUAAACUAAUUUUCUAGGUAAUCAUAAUAUUCAAUCAGUAUCAGGCAUUUUGAAUGCACAUGCAAUGUAUCCACCCUAAGAUACGGAUGCUUUGUGAACAUAUUUUCAGAUAUAUGCUUCAUUCAUUAGUUGCAUGGACAGGAUUGUUGCUUUUGUAAUUUAUUACAUGAGUGGUUUGUCAAUCAACACAUUCAUGUGUUUCUCUGAUA
This is a messenger RNA of Physcomitrium patens, 2464 nucleotides long. Lineage: Eukaryota; Viridiplantae; Streptophyta; Bryopsida; Funariales; Funariaceae. The record is from RefSeq and is a predicted model, not a curated record.